AUGAUUGGAAACCAAGGGCAAACAUUAAAAAAACAGUUUCACAAAGGCGAAAUAUCCUUGGAAAAUCAAGAGGAAAUCACAAAAUUGUCGGAAACAUUUUAUGUGAAAAGAACAUCCAUUGAACACCUUACUAACCUCCAGUUGACAAAGAACAUUCAUGCAAAUACCAGAGAAGAAGAGCAGAGACAAAGGAAAGAAAAAGAAUACAAUGCGUAUGACUGGUUGAACUUGGUAUUGGAAGGAAAACUUAAUACACUGAAGGUAUGUGAAUUGGAUAAGUACAUUGAUGAAAACAAGUUAUGUAAGAAAGGAAAGAAAAAAGAUAAACUGAGUGCAAUAAACUGA
This is a messenger RNA of Paramuricea clavata, 345 nucleotides long. NCBI's taxonomy places the organism in Eukaryota, Metazoa, Cnidaria, Anthozoa, Malacalcyonacea, Plexauridae. The record is from the annotation of a GenBank genome assembly.